Messenger RNA from Vollenhovia emeryi, 3305 nucleotides. RefSeq lists its product as uncharacterized. The transcript is spliced from 3 exons. Lineage: Eukaryota; Metazoa; Arthropoda; Insecta; Hymenoptera; Formicidae. The coding region runs from base 1 to 3144 and encodes 1047 amino acids. The record is from RefSeq and is a predicted model, not a curated record.
AUGAAAAAGAGGAAAGUUUCAAUUGAGAAGACUUCUGGACAUAAAGAAUCGUUUUCACGUCCGAGCGUAGCGAGUUUACGAUCGGCUACCACAAGUCAUCAGAGACGCUCGCGAUCCGUAAAAUCGCCAUCCGUACAGAAUUUGCAUAAUUCAAAUUCGUUGGAUGAGGCCGCGAGAUCUAAAGACCGAAUGGUAUUGCCGGAUGAGAUGCAGCCUCCGAAAACCAGAUUUAAUUCUCACAACAAAUCAAAAGAAGCACGUUCGACUUCUUCGCCACGACUCAAGAGUUUUCCUGCCGAAGAGAUUAAGAAACUAGAUAAUCCACCAAUGUUCUCGCCUGAGCCAAUCGCCGCUUUAAUUGUACAACAAGAUCCUCGAGAAUCCGGGACUUUUUACACGAAUUCCUCCGCCAGAAAUAAUAAUGGAUAUGGUGACGCGAUUUCUGUUCAAUUGCCGCAUCAACAAUUAAAACCGCAAAAUACGUGUAGCACGAGUCAGCAACAGGUUGUCGCUAACCAUGAGGAGAUCUGUCAAACGAAUCCACACUCUGAAAGCACGCUGACUCGACGAAUCGCGUCCCCCGAAAGACAGGCGCACCGUCCUUUCGUACCAAAUAGUCUCCAAGGAGCAGUCGUCCACGAUCGAUCACUUCGAAGCCCACCCGCGAUAAUUACACCGUCGGUAAUUACACAAACCCCUGCGAUGCAAGUCACGAUGCCGCAAGCACAAGAAUCUUCAAGCGAUUCGCACGCGAUUGUCGAUCAAAAUCGCCAUGAAUCUUCCAAGUUUGACAGCCGGUGCCAGAAGCAACCGAUCAGUGAUCGAAAUGCAGCCAACCACAGACAAAUGUUCAUGCAAAUGCAGCAACAGAAGCAAGCAACGAUCGCUCAAAAUGCUAAUGUAUCGCUGAAUAAUCAGACGGCGAGCAAUUAUCCAAAUAUUGCUCAGUUUCAUGCGCCAUUUCAACAGAGUCUACACCAAGUCAAUCAGCAGACACAGCACAGCACGUAUGGACAACAAAUGUUGCCGCAGGCGCUCAAUCAAAUGCAACCAAUAUCCAACCAGCAACAACAUAUACACCACAAUUCAGGAAUAUACUGCAAUUAUUACAAUCAACCAUUACCUAUCACGCAAAGCUCUGGGCCAGGAAUGACUUCUCCGCAAGACAUGACAGUGAAUCAGAUGAGAUUAGUGCGGCAUAAUUUACCUAUCCAUCAACAGAAUCUCAGAUACCCUGUUAGCUUUCAACCCGCAUGGCCACAAAAUGACAGAUGGAUGCAAAUGGCGAAUGAAAAUCAGCAACAUUUGCAUCAGCAGUCACCGUCACAGUGGCAAUAUUAUUAUCAAGCGCACGAUGCCAACUUCAAUCAGCAAAAUCCUGGAGUCCAAAAUCAAUCUAAUGCAUCACAGAAUCAGGUAAGUCAAAAAUCUGGUCGGCCAACCGUGGACGCUCACGCUAAUCGAGAAGGAAAGAAGACAUUGAAGUUUACAUCCGACAUGAUUCGCGACCAGGAACUGCUGGUUUCUACCAUGAGACAACAAGGCGUACCUGAGGAGGUGAUGCGCCGUCAAUUCGACGCGUUACUGAAUGAGCAAAAAAGACAUCUGACUUACAUCGCGCAGUUUCAACAACAAAACUCAGAUAUUUCAGAGGAGAUCAAGAGAACCCGACUCGUUCGAAGAAGAGCAGAGAAGGACGAAAAACCGGAAUGGAUGGUACAUAUCACGCCACCGCGAAUAUCGUACAGCGAUAUUGAAAGAAUAAGUGCACAGCAAAGAGCUUCGAACGAACAAUACUUGAUGGACGACAAAUCAUCGGGGAAAAUGGAUAAAAUAAUAACUGACCAGCAAAAGAAUUAUCAUCAGCAAAAACCGGAGGAAAUAUGUAAUCAAGUUGCGCCUCGGCAAACGUAUGUUCAGAUGAAUCCUUAUCAGCUAUGGCAGGCGACCAAUUGGCCGUACAGAAGUGACCGUCAAACGUCAUGCGAUCAUACUGCCUGUUAUCCGUAUGAUUAUCAGGAAAAUGCAUUGAGCAAUGUAUGUCAUCCAAAUUUGAAGUACACGCAAUAUCCAUACAGCAUGCGUUAUAAUCCCUAUCUUCCGCAUUCUGAGCCACAAGAAGUUUGGCCCAAGGAAAAUAAUCCGAGUUCGUUGAAUCCGAUUGAAAAUCAAAGAACACCAAUGGACCCCGCAUACUUUUACCAGCAAAAUAGAAGGCCCAUCGAAACUUCCAGCUUACUAAAGAUGCGAGUAUACAAGGAAAUAAUCUGCCCUCAAAAGCGUAAUAACGGCCUACAAGAUCUUGAAAACGUUCAGAAGAUGCUGGAGGUAUUGAAGGAUCCGACAAAUAGAAAAGGUCUCGAGUAUCUUGCCAAUUUGGCCGAGAAAAAACCUAUCGUUAGAUUGAACGGUAUUCAAGAUUCCAACGAGAUUCCGGAAAACAAACAACCGCGAGCAUCAGAAGUCCCCUCGCAAUCUCAGAAAAGAGUCCUGGCAAACGGUUUGGAGAACAGCAGAAAUCCGAAUAAUCCGCCUUCGCGUGUCCUGCGACCUAAAAGAGCCGACGAACCCUCAAUGGCAGAGUACCCGCGACAAAGGCAGAGUGCGAGAAAUUGUUACAGCAUGCAGGCUGAAAAGGAGAGUAGUACGAUGCCGACUUUGCAAAACCAAGGUGCGCUGCCCUAUGCACGGAAUACGCAUGGGUCAAUCCCUUACGAUCGACAGAACAUACCUAUCGCCCAAGGAUGCCAUGGCAAUAACGACAUGAUCCUCCAAGAAGGUGCUCCACAUUAUCAUCAGAUACAGCAAUACUAUCUCAACGGACAGAACCUACCGGGUCAUAAUGGCGGCCAGGGCGACAUCGCGUGCAUACAACAGCCGAAUGCAUCUGGCGCGACGAGGAUCGAUCGCGCCGGUGGUGAUACCGGCGAUAAAUCAAGUGCCGAAGAAGCAACGAAACGCACAGGCGGUGUGCAAGCGAUGCAAGGAACGAAUACUUAUGGCCAAUCGGAAAUCCGUGAGACGAGGACCAUCGGAGGUAUCACGUAUCUCGCCAGAAAGCCCGAGUGCACCCCCAACAAUCUCGUCAUUUCGCCGGACAAAUUAAUCGCGAGCGAACACGUGCAAACUCCGAGAAUAUUUUAGCGAAUAUUUCAAUCUCGUCUCGCCGUUAACCUCAUUUUGCGCGACAUUUUGCGCGAUUAACUUUAAACUCUAAUUUCUCGUGUUAGAAGUUUGUAAGGUAACUGUGUCCUCAUUGAACGAAAUAUGUGUGUGAUGGUAUUCUUUAAAAUUUGUCGUUUUAU